Molecule: messenger RNA, 1812 nt
Organism: Dissoconium aciculare CBS 342.82
Lineage: Eukaryota; Fungi; Ascomycota; Dothideomycetes; Mycosphaerellales; Dissoconiaceae
Exons: 3
Coding region: 88-1812 (574 amino acids)
Biological process (GO): amino acid transmembrane transport
Cellular component (GO): endoplasmic reticulum
Molecular function (GO): amino acid transmembrane transporter activity
Source: RefSeq, a predicted model, not a curated record
CUAUUCCCUUGGUAGUAAACCAUCUCACGGCCCUUCAAAUUCCCUCUUUGACCAUGAACAAAAUCUAAAGUUUCCGGCGACGAUGUCAUGGCCAACGACAAUCCCACCGCCCGACGACCCGCCCAAGGGAGUCCCCAGCAGGCCCGAGAGAGCCAUGCGGAGGAAGAAUCCGAAGGCCUCCUGUCCGAGGUGACACACGAGCAACGACGCCAGAGUCCUUUCCAGGAGAAACCAUCAGUGCCGAGGAGACAGUCGGCGAUCGCACAACCGCGAGUCGACGGCACCCCGAGAACACAAAACCGCGUGCGAUUCGACGUGAUCGAACCUCCGCCACGAACCGGACAGAUCACCACCGGCGCGGCGCACGCGGAGGAUAACUGGCUAGACGAGGAGGAUUACCUGAAUGACAACGAUGGCUCCAGGGAAGGUUCGGGCCAGCGAGCGCCUCUGUUGACGGACAUCCAAGCGCCCAGCGUGGCACUGGCCAACGACCUCUCCUUCAACGCGGAAGAUUUGCUCGAAUCGGCGCGCCCGAAGAGCGGGCUGAGCAGCGCGUUCAUGAACAUGGCCAACAGCAUCAUCGGGGCGGGGAUCAUCGGACAGCCGUAUGCGUUCAAGCAGGCCGGCCUGCUCACGGGCAUCACCCUGCUGAUCGUGUUGACCGUCACGGUGGACUGGACGAUCCGCCUGAUCGUGACGAAUUCCAAACUCAGCGGGGCCAACUCUUUCCAGGCGACGAUGGAGCAUUGUUUUGGGAAAUCGGGCCUGGUCGCGAUUUCGAUCGCGCAGUGGGCGUUUGCGUUUGGGGGCAUGAUUGCCUUUUGUAUCAUUAUCGGCGACACGAUCCCGCAUGUUUUGACGGCGGUCGUUCCGGGUUUGGACGACCUGCCGGUGUUGUGGCUGCUCGCGGAUCGACGGGCGAUCAUUGUGCUUUUUGUAUUAGGGAUCUCAUAUCCCCUCUCACUCUAUCGAGACAUCGCUAUGCUCGCCAAAGCCAGCACUCUGGCGUUAAUCAGCAUGAUCAUCAUCAUAUCCACCGUCAUGAUAGAAGGUCCCAUGAUGCCUUCCGAAUUACGCGGACAGCUACGAGGCAGUCUGCUCAUCAACGACGGCGUCUUCCAGGCGAUUGGAGUCAUCUCCUUCGCCUUCGUCUGUCAUCACAACAGCCUCCUCAUUUACGGAUCCCUCAAAACCCCCACGAUGGAUCGCUUCGCCAGAGUGACUCAUUGGUCGACGGCCAUUUCGAUGGUUGCAUGUCUCGGCAUGGCGCUCGCGGGAUACCUUUCAUUCGGCGACAAGACGCAGGGGAACGUGCUGAACAAUUUCCCGACCAAGAACAUCAUGGUCAACAUCGCACGGCUCCUCCCCGACAUGCAUCCACAAAACGACGAUCUGACGAAAGCCCGUCCUCGCAGCUGCUUCGGCCUGAAUAUGCUCACGACCCUGCCGCUCGAAUGUUUCGUCUGCCGCGAAGUCAUGACGGAAUACUACUUCCCGCACGAACCCUUCCAGCCCAACCGCCACCUGAUCUUCACGACGUCGCUGAUCCUCAGCGCCAUGGGCAUGGCGCUCAUCACCUGCGACCUGGGGAUCGUCUUCGAACUCGUGGGCGCCACCAGCGCGUGCGCCCUGGCCUAUAUCCUCCCGCCGCUGUGCUUCGUCAAGUUGACCAAGAAGACAUGGCGCGAGAGCUGGGAGGUCAGCGCCGCGUACGCGUGUAUCGGGUUCGGGGGCGUGGUCAUGGCGAUUAGCCUGUGGCAAUCGGGGAUGAAGAUCCUCUCGGGGGAGAGCGGCGGGGGGACAUGUUCAUGA